AUGAGACUUAAUGUUGCACUCCUCGCCGCCUUCACGGCCACCUCCGCCGCAACAACCACCCCCGGAUCUUUCAUUCUGGAAGCACCCGCGGGCACCGACAUUUGGAGAAAGCCCCCAACCACUGAUGUGUGGAAUGUUCCCAUCACACGCACAUCGUCCGGUCUGCUCUCAAAGUUCCAGUCCGCCAACGUAACCUUCUGGGCGGAUUGGACGGAGCGCUACGAUCAGGCCGGUUUAGUCUUGGGUCUCCGGAGGGCAUCGGUCCCCACCAAGCCCGAAGAUCCGGCCCAGAAGUGGGUCAAGACCGGCGUGGAGUACUACCUGGGCAAACCCCAGCUGAGCACCGUCGGUUGUGACAUAUGGGCAGACUGGAGCGUCAGUGCCAUCAGCGACACCGUGGACCCGGCCAAAGGAGUAACUCUUAUGGUUGUUCGCGAGUCGGACGAAAAUGGCAAAAGUGCCUGGGUCUACCGACUGAUUAAGGACGCCGACGGCAACGUCAAGGAGAAGAUUCCCCUGCGUGAGAUCUGCUGGAUCUUUGCGGAUGAACAUGAGAACGGGGGUGAGGAAUGGAUCCUUGAUAUCAGCCCGCUCGUCGCGAGACCUGCGAGCAACGUCACGUCGUCAUUGAAGGUUGACUUCAUGGACUUUUCAGUCAAUUUCUCGGCUUGA
Fusarium coffeatum is the source of this 672-nucleotide messenger RNA. RefSeq lists its product as uncharacterized. The coding region runs from base 1 to 672 and encodes 223 amino acids. The record is from RefSeq and is a predicted model, not a curated record. The transcript is spliced from 2 exons. NCBI's taxonomy places the organism in Eukaryota, Fungi, Ascomycota, Sordariomycetes, Hypocreales, Nectriaceae.